Messenger RNA from Beauveria bassiana ARSEF 2860, 2148 nucleotides. RefSeq names its product BZIP transcription factor. The record is from RefSeq and is a predicted model, not a curated record. The transcript has 4 exons. The coding region runs from base 1 to 2148 and encodes 715 amino acids. Lineage: Eukaryota; Fungi; Ascomycota; Sordariomycetes; Hypocreales; Cordycipitaceae.
AUGACUCGGGCCAUUUUCUCACGGCCAAGACUUUACGAUUCAGUUCUCUCCGACAUCUCUCAAGCCCUAUCCAUCCCCGCCAACUACAUCCAAAUCUCACUCGGCCUCGCGACCAAAUUGUUGCUGCGUCGCCGUUCAACGUCUCUCAUCGGCCCUUGGCCGGGGCACAAUCUGUCGGGUCAAGGGGGUUGCCAGCCUCAUUGGCAGUCAGGCUGCAGCAUACUGGGCGCCGAUAUGGUGCCACAAGCGGCGGCGGGGAAUAACGGGCAUCGCCAGCAGAGCAGGCCUCUGGACGAGAGCGAUGCCGCGCCGACGCCGACGCCGACGCCGACGCCAACAGACACCGGCGCAGAGUCUGGACCGGCGACCAAGAAGAGGAAAGUGGUCGGCAGCGGUCGCGGAGUCGCCAAUCUCAACCCGGAGCAGCUCGCCAAGAAACGUGCCAACGCUAACCACCCGCCGCGGCGGGGGACAGAUCGCGAGGCGCAGAGGGCCAUUCGCGAGCGCACAAAGAACCAGAUCCAGACCCUGGAGCGGCGUAUCCAGGAGCUCACCAAUCUGCAGCCGUACCAGGAUCUGCAGGCCGUCAUCGAGGCCAAGGCCGCCGUCGAGCGCGAGAAUGCCGAGAUGCGCCAGCGCCUCGCCGCCGUCGUCGGCAUGCUACAGCCUUUCGUUGGCGCGCCCCCGGCCGUCCAGGAGAGCAAUCGCACCCAGUUCAUGACGCUCGGGGGCAUCGCCGCAUCCGCAGAGCAGCAGCAACAGCAGCAGCAGCAGCAGCAGCAGCAGCGCGACGCAAACGCCCCCCGGGAGACGACAGAACCCGGCAGGCGCGCGCAUUCACCACCGCCGCCUCCGUCGUCGGUCAACGGCCACGCCGCGCAGCGCGUGAGCGACCUCGACCAGCAGCGCGAGCAGCGCCAGCAGCUCCGCCACGGGCUCGAUAUGGGUCCUGAGCGUCUCGGUCUCGGCUUCCUGCUCGACGCCGGCCACCAGGUCUCGCGCAUCCAGGGCCCCGUCCACGGCACCUCCGACACCCCGCCCGCAUAUCGCUACCCUCCCUUCUACGCCCGGCAAGAGACUUUCGCCGCUGGCAGCGUCAGCGUCUCACCGGGUCCGCCCUCCGCCGUCUCUUCCUCCUCUUCCUCCCGGCCAGCACCACCGCCGCCGCCGCCGCAGUGGCAGCCCGGCUCGGCAUCAACCUACAAUAACGCGUUUCCCUCUGGCUAUCCGUACCAGGGCCCUCACGCGACUGCCGACCCUGACGACGACGCGGCCGCCAGCGAUCCCGACGAGCCCAUCAGCACGGCCGGCAGCGGCAGCGGCAGCGGCAGCGUCACUGUCCCGCGGUACGCCGCCCCGGUGCGCACCACGCCGCCCACGUGCCCGCUCGACUCGCUCCUCCUCGACUUUUUGCAGGAGCGGCGGCAGCUCGCCGCCGAGGGCCAGCCCGUGCACGAGGUCAUCGGCCCUCGGUACCCGUCAGUGUCGUCGCUGCUCAACCCGGCCCAACGCGCCGACAGCCACCCGCUGUCGCGCGUCUUCACCGACAUCCUCGCCAAGUUUCCCGACAUUUCCGGGCUCCCCGAGCGCGUCGCCGCCCUCUACGUCAUGUUCCUCGUCAUGCGCUGGCAGGUCGCGCCGACGCGCGAAAACUACGACCGCCUCCCGCCGUGGGCGCGCCCGCUGCGCGCGCAGCUGAGCGACGCCCACCCGCCCUGGAUCGACCACGUCCCGUUCCCGCGGAUGCGCGCGGCGCUCGUCCGGGCGUAUGCGUCGGGGACCGGCGAGGGGGAGCGCGCGUACCCCUUUGAUCACUUUUCCGUCCCGUACACCAAGACGCUGACGCUGUCGUGGCCCUACCGCGACACGGACACGCUGCUGCAGAGCCCGCAUUCGGAGGAGCUGAUGAUUAAUCCCGUAUUUGAGCGGCAUCUGCGCAAUCUGGACAAUUGGCGGCUGGGCACGGCGUUUGCAAAGGCGUUUCCGGAGCUCGCGGACACGGCCAACAUACCCGAGGCGGAGCCGUUGGCGGCGGCUGCGGCGGCGGCGGUGACAGCGGCGGCGGCGGUGGCGGCGGCGACGGGGACAGGGAAGGGGACGGGGAAUAAUGGAAUGACAGGAGGGCACUCGCAAUCCCCGGGGGGCUGA